UCACAGUCUCCACGCCCAGAUCUAGGAUGGCCUGUAGGCCACCAUCUAGGGCCGGAAGGGCAGCUUUGGCAGCGCGCACAACGUCGAAAGGGCCGCCUAGUUCUAGCCAACCUCCUCAGGAUAACCCGGAGCCUAGUGGCGAGAAGGAGGCGGUGGAAGUUCCGAAAGAUGAGGAGGACGAGGAUGAGAAGUUAAUGCGAGAAGAAGAUAAGAAAGCCGACGAAAGGGCAAAAAAGAGAGGCGCAAGGACCGACACUGACAAASACYAGAAAGGAAAGAAGAAAAAAUAUAYGGUCCGGCUGGAGGAAGGUUUCGACGUGGAGGGCAUGGUAGACAGGCUCCUUGACGGCCAUAAUGACCUGCUGAACCUGAAAGACAUCCUCGCCUCUGCUCCGAAAUUGCGGGAUGAGCUGAAGGCUCGUUUGUCCAGAAGGGCACGUCAGAUUGGCGCCAUAGAGGACAGAGUUGAGGAGGCGGCAAGUAGGGUGGGUGGCAGUCGUACCAAGGACAAGUUCGGGUGGGAUACGAUGGCAAGAGUGAGGAGAGAGCCUCUCAAGGUGGGGGACAUUGUGCUGCUAUAUGACUCAUCCUUAGAGAAGCAGUGGUCGCGGAAGUUGGACAAGAGGUGGUUGGGACCAUACAAGGUCGCAAGGAGUGGUGAGCAUGGAGCCUACCAAAUUGAGGAGUUGAAUGGGACAGCAUGGAAAGACAAGGUGUCAGGCUCGAGGUUAAAGAAGUUCGUCGCUCGAGACGAGGAGAACAACCUGGCAGACCUCAGCCCAGAGAGAAGUCCUGCAAAUGCAGAGAGACCUGGCACCCUUGACGUGUUUGGAGGAGUGCCGAAGAUGGUGCUUCAGUACCACUUGCGAGUUGCAGCCAACUUGACCGCACUUCUGCAGAGUGCUCUACGUACACAUAGCCUGGAUUGUGUCCCUUCAUUUGACUACGGCAUACCCUACUUUCGAAAGUCUGUGAUGGUGAGCCGACAGACGAACAAGAUCAAGGCAGUCGUGCGGUUGCUUUAUGGAAGUGGUGAUGCAAUCAGCAGCCAGAAGGAUGGUGCCAGGUGUCUCAUUGGCAUGUGGUCUAUGGAGGAUCCCCCCUACAAACCUGGAUUUGUAGAAGAUAGAGCCACUAAGCUCGCUACUACAGCUGCAACACGUGAACGUAGGUGUUGUAGUCAUGGUUGUCUCCAAUCACAGUCCUUCCAGCCACUUGUGCAGCUAGCGGUGGCUGUCUGGACACGCGUGAAGAUUUUAAAUGAGCCUGAACACAACCGAGCUUCUUGGAUCGCUGAAAACAAAGUUGUUGUCGAUCACAUGGAGGGACAUCCAUUUCACAGUGGCUCCGCUGUCGACUGGGACCAAAGAGCAGAGGCACYRUGGUCAAGAURCGGCUGUCCCGAGGUUGGUGAAACUCUGCAUUCCUUGGUGUGCGACAUUGCCAAUAUGUUGCAAAGGUUGUCACUGAUUGAGGAUGAAGAGGAGGGGGAGAGGGAGGAAUGGAUGAUUGUCAUGGCCUUGCUCAUGGAUCAGGUGUGGCUAAUGCCAAAGCCAUUAAUUAUUGGUUCGGAGAGGGUUUGGAAGGCCGUAGUGGACACCUAUGCCCCUACACAGGACCAAUGGCAUAGACUGCCUGGGGAUCCAGAUCUCAUAUUUGACGGUAUUGCAGAAAAAUACAUGAUUCGCAGUGGUGGGGCCACAUUAGGCUUUGCUGAACAGGUGGCACAUAAGAAUAUCCAACUGAAUGCGGAUGACGCCAGCAAGUCAUUGGCUAGAGUGGCAUCUUGGCUGAGGAAACAUCCCAGACACAUGAAAGUGGCUGGAUUGAUAUGGCAGAAAAGGCCCUUCAUCAAGUUGCAGUAGCCUUCAAGUUGCUCAUUGUGCAUGCUUGGGAGGUGACCGUUGUGACCAUAGCCUAGAUAGCCUGGAUAUAAGAGUUAUUCUGCAUGUCCUAAGACACUGUCUGUUCCAAUUCCACAGAGCUUUCUAGCCACUUCACCCUUCCUCGGCCGUCUGAUAUAGCACGGUUGAAGUCACCAGCGAUCUGAGGUCUAGCAGGUCGCUCCCUAUAAGUAACAGAUUAGUUCUCUUUCUAMCCCCGCCCCCCCCCAACCCCCUACUCUCUGCAUUCUAGUCUUCAAACUUAGAAAUUCUACAGGGCAGUUACCCACCCCRGAAGAGGUUCAUCAUUAUGGGAAAAAUUAAAAACAAAAAACAAAAAACAAAGGGUACAAAGGUCG
This is a messenger RNA of Chara braunii, 2242 nucleotides long. The record is from the annotation of a GenBank genome assembly. NCBI's taxonomy places the organism in Eukaryota, Viridiplantae, Streptophyta, Charophyceae, Charales, Characeae.